AUGCUCUUUUCGAUUCUUUUCUACCUAAAUUAUCAUUUCAGGCGGCCUGAUGGUUACGUCUCGCAUCGCGGGCGGAAAUCUCAUUCUCAUAGAUCGAUCAUUGCAAGUCGAUGUAGCUCAACAGCUAAGCGCGCUGCAUGGAAUUGCGAUGAUUAAAUGAUGUGCUUGGUAGCUGUAGUUUCACGACCCGUGAAACUGGCCAGGCGAAACAGCGCAUGAAAUAUCAGUGCAACGGAUACAUCUCCAUCAGCUGCGAAGGGCAGUUUGAUUGAAAUCCCAUGGGACAUGUUCCCCACUACGCCUCGCCCAUCGACAACCACCGGCAUCCGACUCGAAGCAGCCCGUGCGGUCUUCGACAUCUCUACGCGCCAUGAUCCCUUCGACCCGUAAUUGCAUACUAGUUUGUCCGCUCGAAUUCACCGUCCAUCUGGCCCUCAGUCGCUGUUUUCGCCU
Molecule: messenger RNA, 453 nt
Organism: Periconia digitata
Lineage: Eukaryota; Fungi; Ascomycota; Dothideomycetes; Pleosporales; Periconiaceae
Source: the annotation of a GenBank genome assembly